AUGGGCACCAUCGGCUUGUAUAUAUACAUGAACACAAAGCAGCAAAUAAAGGUGUGCACCAUGAGCAACCAAAACAUUCUGAGCAACCCAAACAUCAUCAACAAAAAGAGGAAUCGAAUAGAAUCGAAACACCAUCAAAAUAAAAAAGAUCCUGCCCACUCCUCGCAGUACAUUCACCGACAUGAUGGCCACGCUCAACCAACAUAUAUUCACAAAUAUGAAAAACACCUUAAGAAAGAGGAGCACCAUCGUAAAGAAGAAGAGCGGCAUCAUUACAAAGAACAAAAACCUGAGGGCGACCAACCAAAACAUCAUCAUAAAAACAAGGAACCUGCUCAAUCUUCGCAAUACGUUCAUCGACAAGAUAAUCACGCUCAGCCCGUCUAUAUACAUAAGCACGAACAUCAUCAUAACAAACAAUAG
Messenger RNA from Arctia plantaginis, 423 nucleotides. NCBI's taxonomy places the organism in Eukaryota, Metazoa, Arthropoda, Insecta, Lepidoptera, Erebidae. The record is from the annotation of a GenBank genome assembly.